CCGUCCACCAGCCUUUAUACUUGAGCGGUCCGCGUAGGCCACGUCACCGAACUUCACACGUGUCAAACCCAAGUUUCUUUUGCGUUCGUUUCUCCGUAUUCGUCGUCCGAGUAGCAGUGCAGAGCAGUCAUGGUGUCCAAAAAACCUAGCGGAGAACAGUCAAUUGAAUCUCUUGGAGCCUUAUCGUAUAACAUAAAUCAGCUAAAGAAGCAAAUUGAAGCGGAGAGAAUUGUUUCAAUCAAAGAAAAACUUGUGAAAAAUGGAAUGAAGCUAGAGAGUCAUGUUUCUCAGGUUAUAUUGGUGGCAUCAAAAACAGAGGUUUCACUCACUGAAAAUGGGGUUGGUAAAAUGCUUUCCUCAAGAACUGAACGUCCUAUCUGUAAGUUUAAUGGAUCUGCACAAGGUUUUGGUGACAAGGACUAUAUUAAUGUUCACGAAGUGGUAUUGUCAACAAGUAUCAAGCUUCCACCUGUUGAAAGGUUACCACCUUAUACAACUUGGAUAUUUUUGGACAGAAAUCAGAGAAUGGCUGAAGACCAGUCAGUGGUUGGGAGAAGGCGCAUCUACUAUGAUCAACAUGGUGGCGAGGCACUGGUCUGUAGUGACAGUGAAGAUGACAUUACAGAACGUGUGGAAGAGAAGCAUGAGUUUUCAGAAGGGGAAGAUCGUAUUUUAUGGAUGGCUUUUCAGGAGCAUGGGCUAGGUGAGGAAGUAUUCAACAUUUUGAGCCAGAUUAUUGGAGGCACCACUUUGGAAAUCCAAGAGCGAUAUAACACACUUAAGGAGAAGUAUCACAAGAAACUUGAUCUGAAUUCCGACAACUCUGAGGAAUUUGGACCUGAUGUUGGCCUAUCGUUGGACAAGAGCCUUAGUGCUGCUUUAGAUUCUUUUGAUAACCUUUUCUGUCGUCGCUGUAUGCUGUUUGACUGCCGGCUGCAUGGCUGUUCUCAAGCUUUAAUUUAUCCUACUGAAAAGCAGUCAUACUGGUCUGACCAUGAAGAAGACCGGAUACCUUGCAGUGCUCAGUGUUACCUUCAGUUAAGAGCUGUCAAAGACAUGCCAGAAAUUUCAACUAUCGAUGAUUUUCAGAGGAUGGAGCAUACAAAUUCAGAAGAGAGGGUUGGGACUCCUGUGUCCUGUAAUGCUGAAGAGCGGGGUUCUCAUGAUAAUGCAAACAUUAUACAAGAGGAAGGAUGCAUUUUUGGGAAAAGUACACCUGUUAUUUCACAAGCUGUUUGUAGUUCAGAAGCCGCUGCCACAAUCUCAAAUGUGAAUGUUACAGCAAUAGACAACCAAAGGAUGGGGAAGCACAAUUUCAUGAAGAACGCAGACAUGGCACUACAUGACUCAACAUUGGUUUCUGAUGAUUUCCAGGGUUCCAGUAAGAAACAGAAGAUGUUUUCAGCUCCGGAGGUAGUAACUAUAACUAGUGAAGCUCCACCAGCUCAGAAUCACACUUCAAGUGACAAUGGUGAAAGUCAAACAACGCUUAAAUGCUCUGCAAAGGAACCUGAUGAACAUACCUUAAACGAGUUUGUUAGUUCUUUUAGUGCUUCCAGUGAUAGGUCUGAGGACGAUGCCAGAGAUGAAAUAAAAGAUACCAGAAAAGUGCCUGAACUGAACCAAUCAUCCAAUUCCGUAGGAAAAAGUGCUGAAGGGUUAGGUAGCUCUGAAUGGAAACCUAUUGAGAAAGAACUGUAUUUAAAGGGUAUAGAGAUGUUUGGAAGAAACAGCUGCCUCAUAGCCAGGAACUUGCUUUCUGGUCUAAAGACAUGCAUGGAGGUAUCCUGUUACAUGCAUGAAGGGGGAGCUUUGACACCGAACAGAUCUAUUGUUUCACCAAGUUCAUUAAUGGAAGACAAUGGGAAAGCUGAUAUGGAAUAUACUGACCAUGAGAUGCCCGCGAGAUCACGGCUGCUUCGUAGAAGGGGCAAAACGCGGAAGUUCAAAUAUUCUUGGAAAUCUGCUGGCCACCCAUCAAUUUGGAAAAGAAUCGCCGAUGGGAAAAACCAGUCUUGUAAGCAAUAUACCCCAUGUGGAUGCCAGUCUAUGUGUGGAAAGCAAUGCCCUUGUCUACAUAAUGGAACUUGCUGCGAAAAAUAUUGUGGAUGCUCAAAGAGCUGUAAAAACCGGUUCAGGGGAUGCCAUUGUGCGAAGAGUCAAUGCAGAAGUCGGCAAUGCCCAUGCUUUGCUGCUGGACGUGAAUGUGACCCAGACGUUUGCCGAAAUUGCUGGGUUAGUUGUGGAGACAGUUCAUUAGGUGAACCACCCCGGCAAGGAGAUAGCCAAUGUGGAAACAUGAGGCUCCUUUUAAGGCAACAGCAGAGAAUUCUCUUGGCAAAGUCUGAUAUUGCUGGAUGGGGAGCCUUUUUGAAGAAACCUGUGAACAAAAAUGACUAUCUUGGGGAGUAUACCGGUGAAUUGAUCUCCCAUAGAGAAGCAGAUAAGCGGGGGAAAAUUUAUGAUCGUGCAAAUUCAUCUUUCCUCUUUGACUUAAACGAUCAGUUUGUCCUUGAUGCUUACCGCAAAGGAGACAAGCUGAAAUUUGCAAACCACUCGUCAAACCCUAAUUGCUAUGCAAAGGUAAUGCUAGUCGCAGGAGAUCAUCGAGUAGGUAUUUUUGCCAAGGAACGGAUUGAAGCUAGUGAGGAGCUCUUCUAUGAUUAUCGAUAUGGACCAGAUCAAGCACCUGCAUGGGCUCGAAAGCCGGAAAGUUCCAAGAGAGAUGAUUCAUUGUUUUCUCAAGGCAGAGCAAAGAAACACCAAUCUCAUUAGCCAUUUGUCCUGUUCGUGAUGUACAUACUAGUCCAUUUUUCUGGUUGCCCACAGAGGUCCUUCUUGAGGAGAGUUUUCAGAAGCUAUGGCAGCAGCAUUUCAACUCGUGAAUGUGCUUGAUGUUGCUUCUAUUCAUUAUAAAGCUCGAGCAAAUAACAUUCUAUAGUAAUUACACAUAAUAACAACAAGAAGAAGAAGAUUCUAUAGCAAUGAGGUCAGACAUUGUGCUUGUAUGGGAAAUAAACCAGAAAUCCUUCUAGCUUUUCAGACAUUGUACUUGACUGUAAAUUUAUGGAUGUAAAUUUUCUUUUUAA
Juglans microcarpa x Juglans regia is the source of this 3089-nucleotide messenger RNA. RefSeq names its product histone-lysine N-methyltransferase EZA1-like. Gene Ontology annotation, biological process: chromatin remodeling. The transcript is spliced from 17 exons. The record is from RefSeq and is a predicted model, not a curated record. Lineage: Eukaryota; Viridiplantae; Streptophyta; Magnoliopsida; Fagales; Juglandaceae. Gene Ontology annotation, cellular component: PcG protein complex. The coding region runs from base 130 to 2775 and encodes 881 amino acids. Gene Ontology annotation, molecular function: protein binding; histone methyltransferase activity.